Molecule: messenger RNA, 2199 nt
Organism: Pristis pectinata (smalltooth sawfish)
Lineage: Eukaryota; Metazoa; Chordata; Chondrichthyes; Rhinopristiformes; Pristidae
Gene: adarb2
Product: adenosine deaminase RNA specific B2 (inactive)
Exons: 9
Coding region: 1-2199 (732 amino acids)
Biological process (GO): adenosine to inosine editing; RNA processing
Cellular component (GO): cytoplasm; nucleolus
Molecular function (GO): tRNA-specific adenosine deaminase activity; double-stranded RNA adenosine deaminase activity; double-stranded RNA binding
Source: RefSeq, a predicted model, not a curated record
AUGCUUCUAUUUUCAGAUAAAUUAAGCACACUUUCUUCAUUCAUUGGUCCAUUCAAGUAUUUCAGCCCUGGUUUGGAAAAUACUGAGGAUGAAGAUAAUUUGAGUACCAGUAGUGUGGAGGUUAAGGAGAAUCGUAAUGUGGGUAACUUAUCCUUGGAAGAUCAUACACGAGCCUCUGGCGACCGGCAAGUCUUUCGCUGUUCAGAUGUAUCCAGAAGUGGAGCAUCGGGAUUGAAAAGGAAAAGGCCGCUGGAGGAAGGGAACAAUGGACACAUGCACCCUAAGGUGCAGCUGAAAUGUAAGAAGUUAUCAUGGUCAGUGAUGCCAAAGAAUGCUCUAGUGCAGCUGAACGAGCUAAAGCCAGGAUUACAGUAUACGAUGGUCUCUCAGACCGGACCUGUGCACGCACCCAUUUUUGCUAUUGCGGUCGAAGUUAACGGCUUUCUCUUUGAGGGCACGGGGCCCACCAAAAAGAAAGCAAAGAUGAGGGCGGCGGAGAUGGCCCUGCAGUCUUUCGUGCAGUUCCCAAAUGCUUCCCAGGCACAUUUCGCCAUGGGCAACUGCGUGAACCCCAGCGCGGACUUCACGUCCGACCAGGCCGACUUCCCCAACACCCUGUUCAAAGAGUUUGAGCCCUCAGUGCAGAGUGAUGGCCUGCCUUGCUGCAGUCCUGCUGAAAAUGAAUUGCUCUACAGCGGUUGGCGACAUGGACGAUUACUCUGCCACACGUUGGAUUUAAUGGUCCAAGCCAAACAGAACAAGCACAAGAUGCCGUUCCCAGCAGCAGGCAGGAAGAACCCAGUUGAGAUGUUAAAUGAGCUGCGCCCGGGACUGAGAUACGUGUGCCUCUCGGAGACAGUGGAGAAGCACGUCAAGAGCUUUGUGAUGGCAGUGAGGGUUGAUGGGAGAACGUUUGAAGGCACGGGACGCAGUAAGAAGCUGGCAAAAGCCCAGACUGCACAGGCUGCUCUUCAAGCUCUCUUUAACAUCCAGCCAGUGCCCAGUGGAAAGCCUUGUCAAAUGCCUGGCAGGAAUAAAUGUCCUCAUUUACCACAGGAAUUUGCUGAUGCAGUAUUUCACCUCGUCACAGAGAAAUUCAAAGAGCUAACAGACAAUUUGACCUCCUCACAUGCACGGCACAAGGUACUUGCAGGAAUCGUAAUGACCAGAGGUCUAAACAUGAAGGAUGCCCAGGUUGUUGCACUGUCAACAGGGACAAAAUGUAUAAACGGAGAAUACAUUAGUAACCAGGGUCUAGCGCUAAAUGAUUGCCAUGCUGAAAUUAUUGUACGGAGAUCUUUAGUUCGUUUCCUUUACUCUCAGCUGGACCUACAUUUAAGUAAACAGCCAGAUGACUGGGAACGUUCCAUCUUUGCCCAUCAAAAAGAGGGAGGCUACAAGCUGAAAGAAAGUAUCCUUUUCCAUCUGUACAUCAGCACACCACCUUGUGGAGAUGCUCGCCUGAGCUCUCAUCGAGAAGCAAGGGCUGAAUUGCAACACAGCAGGCCAUUGAACAGGAGAGUUCGGGGCCAUCUCAGAACGAAGAUUGAAUCCGGAGAAGGCACUAUUCCAAUCCGGUCCUGCAACUCCAUCCAGACAUGGGAUGGAGUAUUACAGGGAGAACAGCUGUUGACAAUGUCCUGCACUGACAAGAUUAACAGGUGGAACAUUCUGGGCACUCAAGGAUCGCUCCUGAGUCAUUUCAUCGAACCGAUCUACCUGCAGAGCAUUGUGUUAGGAAGCACCCACCACAUUGACCAUCUUUCCCAGGCAAUGUGCCAACGACUAGAGGAUAUCGGUCAGCUGCCACCACCCUACCGAUACAACCAGCCUCUCCUCAGUGGGGUCAGUAGCACUGGACUUCGUCAGCAGGGAAAGUCUCCAAGCUUCAGCGUAAACUGGGCGUUGGGUGACCCCGACCUGGAGAUUAUUAAUGCUACAACAGGAAAGGGGGACCUGGGCUGUUCAUCCAGACUCUGCAAACGUGCACUUUAUACCCAGUGGGCAAAGCUUUAUGGAAAGCUGAGUACACGAGCCUCAAACCUUCGGGGAACACCGUCCAUGUACUGCGAAGCCAAGCUGGCAGCCGAGAACUACCAGGCCGCCAAGCAGCAGCUGUUUAAGGCAUUGCAGAAAGCUGACCUGGGCACGUGGGUAAAGAAGCCCCCAGAGCAGGAUCAGUUCUUGCCCGCUGCGUAG